This is a messenger RNA of Psilocybe cubensis, 987 nucleotides long. RefSeq lists its product as uncharacterized. Lineage: Eukaryota; Fungi; Basidiomycota; Agaricomycetes; Agaricales; Agrocybaceae. Gene Ontology annotation, biological process: ubiquinone biosynthetic process. Gene Ontology annotation, molecular function: 2-methoxy-6-polyprenyl-1,4-benzoquinol methyltransferase activity. The record is from RefSeq and is a predicted model, not a curated record. Bases 1 to 987 code for a protein of 328 amino acids. The transcript has 3 exons.
AUGACCUCCAUCCUUAGGAGAACACGAAAUGCAUCAAAAUGGACAUCGUCUCUACGUUUCAAUCAUCAUUCACAGGGAGUUCGCACCAUCCAUUCUGCUAGCGCCUCCACCACCGGGACUAAUUCAGUCAACACUGAUGAAAUUGCUCACUUUUCAAAACUUUCCUCAGAAUGGUGGGACGAGAAAGGAGAAUUCAAUUUUCUGCACAAGAUGAACCCCGUACGAAUUCAAUUCAUCCGCGAAAAGAUGCUUGAGGUGGCUCAGGCAGAAAAUCCGGACCUGGAUAGUGGUGACAUGUUAACCGGGUUGGAUGUAUUGGACGUUGGCUGUGGUGGAGGAUUGCUCUCGGAGAGUCUGGCGCGGUUGGGAGCCAAAACUACAGGUAUAGACGCGUCCGAGUCUAACAUUGCAAUCGCGUCUUUGCAUGCUGCCGCAGACCCCAAGCUAUCUCCUGAAGGAACAACGCCAAAUCUUUCCUACCUCCACACUUCUGCCGAGAACUUGCUUCCCAAUCCCAAACGAUAUGAUGUCGUAUGCUCCAUGGAAGUCCUAGAACAUGUCGAUAAUCCAGCCACUUUUCUUGCUACUUGUGCUGAGCUUUUGAAGCCUGGAGGUCAUCUCUUUUUGUCCACAAUAUCAAGGACGCCUCUUGCCUAUGCACUUACCAUCUUCAUGGCGGAGGAUGUUCUACGACAAGUUUCCCAGGGGACGCACACCUACUCGAAAUAUAUCAAACCCUCCGAACUCGUCCAGUUUUUCCGCGACUACCCUCAGCAAGACAAAUCUAACCCACUAUCAGGUUCAUCAUCAUCGAGGCCAUGGAUAUCCACGCCUUCUGGUAGCAAUUAUUUGCCUCGAAUGGAGGCAGAACUACGUGGCUUGAUAUACAAUCCUUUUCAAGCUCGCUGGCACCUUGCGCCAAAAGAUGCUUGGGGUGCUUUGGAAUGCAAUUACAUAUUUUGGGUACGCAAACCCAUGGAAUCAUAG